Molecule: messenger RNA, 891 nt
Organism: Amphimedon queenslandica
Lineage: Eukaryota; Metazoa; Porifera; Demospongiae; Haplosclerida; Niphatidae
Product: synaptonemal complex protein 2-like
Exons: 9
Coding region: 48-875 (275 amino acids)
Source: RefSeq, a predicted model, not a curated record
GCUGGGGUCAACGUGUUAACAGGUGGUGUUCAAUUAGGCAGAGGACCAUGUCUUCAUUGGAGGAUAUCUUGUCAAGAACUGGAGGAGUCAAAAUGGACGAACUCAGGAAGUAUCUUGAAUCUACUGGGGCUCCAGGGGGCCCCCCUGACUCUGAUAUUUCUUCCUCCAAGUGUACAAAGAAAUUUUAUGAAGUUUUGAAAUCAAGUGUUUUAAAGUCUCUUAAAAGUGGUUCUUUGACUGAUUUUGUAUUGUUAAUGGAAGCACUGAGACAAUUGGGAUCUCCUUCUGUUAGCAACUUCAGGAAAUUCAUCACCUUUGGCCUAUCGAAAAUGAUGUCAGUGUGUCUGGAUCAGUUGUUACUAUUAGCUGAUAGUGCCCUCACUUUUGACUGGAAUAAAGCAAUGGAGUCAUUUGUUAGCGUCAUUGAGGAUAUAUCCAGCUAUUCUGAGUCUGCUUUCACUAGCAUAUGUCUCUUAAUCCCUUCACUCAUCCACUCACUGGUUAUUAUUAGUUAUAAACUGAACAGUCAAUAUAUCAGCACUGUCGUUGAGAUCAGUAGAUUAUUGAAUCAUUUAUUGUCCAAUUGUUCACUAGUGAAGAGGUCACUGGUACUAAGCAGUCAGGAUGUCUAUAAAGACGUUAUUAUGAUUGGUGAGAGACUGCCACUAGUAGGAGAUUUUGAGUAUCAACAGAAUUUGUUGGAGAUGUUUUUUAGACUAACGGACAAUGAUCGAAGAACUGAUGUUGCACUGAAGCUGUUUGGGGCCUAUAAACUGUCAAAAGAUUUCAUGAACAUAAGGCAGCCAGAGUUUGAAACAGAUUCAAGGGUUUUUCUUAAUAAAUUAAACACUGCUUCAGGAUCACUGCAAAGGUAGGUAGCAUACAUGUAAU